AUGGCGGGCCUCGGGUUCGAGGAGACGGAGCUCCGGCUCGGCCUGCCAGGCGGCGGCAACGAGGCCGAGGAGGCGGCCGCCGCGGUGAGGAGCUCCGGCAAGAGGGGCUACGCCGAGACCAUCGACCUCGUGCUGAAGCUGGAGCCUGCGUCGGCGGCCGCGCCGCCGUCUGGGGACGACGAGGAAGUGGCCGACGGUGUCGCGGAGGCGCAGCCGCCGUCUCCGGCUGCUGUCGACGGGCAGUUGAAGCGGUCGCCGAGCCAGAGCAGCGUGGUCACCACCGCGCAGCCGGACGCGGACCCCGAGAAGCCGCGCGCGCCCAAGGCGCAGGCGGUGGGGUGGCCGCCGGUGCGGUCGUUCCGGAGGAACAUGCUGGCGGCGGCGCUGGUGAAGGUGAGCAUGGACGGCGCGCCCUACCUGCGCAAGGUGGACAUGGGCACCUACAAGAGCUACCAGGAGCUGGAGAAGAUGUUCAGCUCCUUCACCAUCGGCAACACUCCGACUCAGGGGAUGACGGGCAUGAACGAGAGCAAGCUGGUGGACCUGCUCAGCGGCUCCGACUACGUGCCCACCUACCAGGACAAGGACGGCGACUGGAUGCUCGUCGGCGACGUCCCCUGGGAGAUGUUCGUCGCGUCGUGCAAGCGCCUCCGGAUAAUGAAAGGAUCAGAAGCCAUCGGCCUCGGUCGGUGCCCUCUUAAUUUUCAGAUUUACGUUUGCAUGCUCGAUGGCCGUUUGCUAACUCCCUUUGUCUUACGGUUUUUCAGCGCCAAGGGCAAUGGAGAAAUGCAAGAGCAGGAGCUGAUCGACGUAGUGUCCAUUCCAAGACUACGACUCUGCUUGCCCCCACUCUGUACCAUAAUAUACUACUGCUACUUCGCUACGAUCCGGUCAAAGUUCCGUUAUCGCCUCGAUUAG
This is a messenger RNA of Triticum turgidum subsp. durum (durum wheat), 918 nucleotides long. NCBI's taxonomy places the organism in Eukaryota, Viridiplantae, Streptophyta, Magnoliopsida, Poales, Poaceae. The record is from the annotation of a GenBank genome assembly.